This is a messenger RNA of Amoebophrya sp. A120, 857 nucleotides long. NCBI's taxonomy places the organism in Eukaryota, Dinophyceae, Syndiniales, Amoebophryaceae. The record is from the annotation of a GenBank genome assembly.
AGGGAGCAGUGGCAUGGCGCGGGCGGAUUCAUCUCCCGGCCCGGCGGGCGUUCGCGAGGCAAAAAAGAACGCGACAGGGAGCGCGGAAUGUUCGCGAAGGCCGUAACCAACGCGGAGGAGGCGGCUCGCUUCGCGGCGCGCGGGGCCGGCUCUGUGUUGGGUGUUUUGGUUGGGCCGGCACUCCCGGCCGGGGGGGCAGCCUACCACUCUCCCAGACUGACGCUUGGGAAAGUUUCUGGAUUUUGGCCCUUCGCACCUUUUGCAUGCCCGUGGGGCUUGCUUCAGUCUGGAGCUUCGGGACAUUUCGGACGAACUGGCCCCCCGCUGCCGCGGCAUUGGGCGCCCCCCUUUGUGGUCCGAAGGGCGGAACAGCCCGCGCCGCCACCCCUUGGAAAGGAGCGCGGGCCCAAUGGCGGCCCGGCCUGCAAAUUGUGUAGGGCCUUGCCGGGCCGCGCAGAGACCGCCCAGCCGCCCGCAGACGAAGAAUGUACCGCCCGGGCCAAGCGGGCACGGCAAGGCCCGGCUGCCUGGUACGUAGGGGGUGGUGGUGCCGCGCCCGCCCCUCGUUUCCCGCGCGGGGGGCCGGGGUGGCCGUGUUCUGUUCCUAGGUUGGUAAGGCCAGGGCGCCGCGCUGAUCGCGCCACCCAAUGCGCGUCCGCCUCCCCAUUUGGGGGAGACGCGUGUCAUUCGUUGGCAAGCGUGGACGUCUCAGUAAGUUGCUGGCGAACUGCGCGCGAUGGUGAUGCCUGCUUGUCAAUGUCCCUCCUUGUGCGCCCGCACAUUCGCGCUGCGCUUUGUGUUGCGCCUUUCUCUGCCCGCCCUGAAGCGUUGACGCUCAUUGUUCUUCAAUCCUACUC